UUGUGGCAGAUAGGUUUUGUAGUUUCUGCCAAGCGGGUACUGUGACUACUGUCACUGAAACAACACAGUUAGUCUCUCCCACCACAUUUAGAGAGGGAGAGAGAGAGAGAGAGAGAGAGAGAGAGAAAGUGCAACUGUGUAUUAAUAAAGACUCCCACCACAUUUCGUGCUUGAGGGAUCAUUUUGAUUUUGAGAUCAUCCACUUUCGCUGGAGAUUCCAAGCAGGUUUUUAAGGAGAAAGAGAAGCAAUGAUGUUGCAGAGGAAUAUCAACCUUCGCGGUUUGGUUUUCUUUUCAAGAUAUGGUCACUCGUUUUCCAAGUUCUUUACAUCUCAGGCGGCUGCUUCUUUGCAAUCAGUGGGUGACCCUGCUACUUACAGGGGAGAUGAUGAAUAUGCUGAUUUGAACUGGGAUGACCUCGGAUACGGUCUUGUGCCCACCGAUUAUAUGUACAUGAUGAAAUGUUCAGAUAAUGAGAAGUUCUCACCUGGUGAACUCAGUCGCUUUGGUAAGAUUGAGUUGAGCCCAGCAUCAGGAAUCUUAAAUCAUGCGCAGGGACUGUUUGAAGGUCUAAAAGCUUACCCGAAAGAAGAUGGUCGUGUGCUUCUGUUUCGCCCGGAACAGAAUGCUAUGCGUACGAAGAUGGGUGCCGAGAGAAUGUGCAUGACGUCACCCUCUAUUGAGCAAUUUGUUGAUGCAGUGAAGCAAAUGGCUCUUGCCAACAAGUGUUGGGUUCCACCUCCAGGGAAGGGGUCUUUGUAUCUUCGGCCUUUGCUUAUGGGAAGUGGAGCUAUGCUGGGUUUGGCACCAGCUCCUGAAUACACAUUCGUCAUAUAUGCUUCACCUGUUGGCAAUUAUUUCAAAUUAGAAGGUUUGGCUCCCAUCAACUUGCUUGUGGAAGAUGAAUAUCAUCAUGCCACUGCCACUGCCACCCCUGGUGGAACUGGAGGUGUGAAAUCCAUAUCCAACUAUGCGCCGGUUCUGAAAGCACAAACUCGGGCAAAGAGUAACGGAUUUUCUGAUGUUUUAUUCCUAGACUCCGUGACAAAGAAACAUCUGGAGGAGGUCGCUUCUUGUAAUGUUUUUGUGACCAAGGAUAAAAAUAUUUCAACACCUACCACACGUGGAACUAUUUUGCCUGGAAUCACAAGAAAAAGCAUCAUCCACAUUGCUAGUGAUCAUGGAUACCAGGUUGAGGAACGCCCUAUUCGAGUGGAGGAAUUGUUUGAAGCCGAUGAAGUUUUCUGCACAGGAACUGCAGUUGUCAUGGCUCCGGUAGGCAGUAUUACAUAUCAGGGAAAAAGGGCUGAAUACAGAACUGGAGAUGGGUGCGUGUCUUGGAAAUUAUACUCAACCCUUACCGGCAUCCAGAGGGGACUCAUAGAGGACAAAAUGGGUUGGACUGUUGAGUUUGAUUAAGCUCUUCUCCCUUCUCAUGUAGAAAGAACUUCUAGAUGGGGAUUCACAUUUUGUAUUUCUGUCUUAAAUCAGUAACUGAUGACUGCUUGUUUGUUCUUAUUUGUGUUUACAAGUGGUUUAGUCUUACUUAUCGGAUAUAAGUGCAUGUGUCCAA
This is a messenger RNA of Macadamia integrifolia, 1572 nucleotides long. Its product is annotated as branched-chain-amino-acid aminotransferase 2, chloroplastic-like. The transcript has 12 exons. NCBI's taxonomy places the organism in Eukaryota, Viridiplantae, Streptophyta, Magnoliopsida, Proteales, Proteaceae. The record is from RefSeq and is a predicted model, not a curated record. Gene Ontology annotation, molecular function: branched-chain-amino-acid:2-oxoglutarate transaminase activity. The coding region runs from base 249 to 1418 and encodes 389 amino acids. Gene Ontology annotation, biological process: branched-chain amino acid metabolic process.